Molecule: messenger RNA, 2681 nt
Organism: Rhea pennata
Lineage: Eukaryota; Metazoa; Chordata; Aves; Rheiformes; Rheidae
Gene: PGAM5
Product: PGAM family member 5, mitochondrial serine/threonine protein phosphatase
Exons: 6
Coding region: 22-975 (317 amino acids)
Biological process (GO): peptidyl-threonine dephosphorylation; positive regulation of mitochondrial fission
Cellular component (GO): mitochondrion
Molecular function (GO): protein serine/threonine phosphatase activity
Source: RefSeq, a predicted model, not a curated record
CUGGCGGCCGCCGCCGGCGCCAUGUCGUUCCGCCGCGCCCUGGCGCUGGCCGCCUGCGGGCUCGCCGGCGGCUCCGUGCUCUUCUCCGCCGUGGCCGUGGGCAAGCAGCCGGCCCGCAGCGGCGGCGGCGACGCCGAGCCGCGGCCGGCGAGCGCCGCCGCCGCCGUGCCCGCCGCCGCGGCGCCGCCGGGCUUGCUGCUGCUGCCGCCGCCCGGCGCCGCCUCCUGCCCGCCGGCCCCCGGCUGGAUCGAGAGGCCCGCGGGCGCCGGCGGCUUCUGGGACAGCAACUGGGACAGACGUGAACCACUGGCUCUUAUCAACCUCAAAAAGAAAAAUGAAGAAACUGGGGAAGAAGAACUUGCCUCACGUUUAGAUCACUGCAAAGCAAAAGCCACCAGGCACAUUUUCCUUAUCCGCCAUUCGCAGUAUAAUUUGGACGGCCGGGCUGAUAAAGAUAGAACUCUGACUCCACUUGGUCGAGAACAGGCUGAACUGACUGGGCACAGACUGGCAAGCUUGGGGUUGAAAUUUGAUCAGAUUAUCCACUCCUCCAUGACUAGAGCAACUGAAACAACUGAGAUUAUCAGCAAAUAUCUUCCUGGAGUCAAAAAAAUUAGCACUGAUCUGCUGAGAGAGGGAGCACCUAUAGAACCAGAUCCACCAGUCUCUCACUGGAAACCAGAAGCUGUGCAGUAUUACGAAGAUGGAGCUCGCAUUGAGGCUGCUUUUCGAAACUUCAUUCAUAGAGCUGAUGCAAAGCAGGAGGAAGACAGCUAUGAGAUCUUUGUCUGCCAUGCCAACGUGAUCCGUUAUAUUGUCUGCAGAGCAUUGCAGUUCCCCCCAGAAGGAUGGCUGCGAAUGUCUUUGAACAAUGGUAGUAUAACCCAUUUGGUGAUACGGCCUAACGGAAGAGUGGCACUUCGAACACUGGGUGACACAGGAUUCAUGCCUCCAGAUAAAAUCACACGCACCUGAAUGAGUGAAAUGAUGGCCAUCCAGGAGCUGCCUCUAGUCUCUUUGCACUAGUACAUUCAGCUACAGUACCACUAGAUUAUCUGCUCUGUUGGGAUGUGAUGCUGUUUUUAAAAUGUCCUUUAGCCCCUCACCUCCUUCAUACAUAUUCAUAUUUGCCUUUCAGGCCAGAAAAGAAGAAAUUUUGUGUAAGCCUGAAACUGUCCAGUCCUCAAGUAUUCCCCAAAAACUCUUAAGUUGAACUGUGGAAUACAGAACGAUUGAAUGUCUGUGUGCUCAGCAGCUAUGAGGAGAGCACUACUUCCCCUGCCCCCCUUCCUCUUUUCUGUGAAUUUCUAUAACCAAAGCUUGCUCCUGUGGAUUUUUUUUUUCUUGUGCAGGAAAGCAAUUGGUAUGGGAGCUGGAAAGGACAGCCCAUAUCACACUGCAGCUAGAACUGAAGAUGAGCGAGCUUAUUUCAGCUCUUGCAGAAGAAGUAACUGAGGGAAUUCUGCUCUUUAAAGGACAAAGGGUUAAGGUUUUGUUUUUCUAAGCUAUUGAGGAUGUAUAUAUCUCUAUGUUGUGUCCUUGUUCCCCUCUGCCAUCCCUUCCCCCUCCCCCCCCCCCCGAGUUCAUGUAAACUAUGCUUGGAGAUGACAGACAUCAUAAAGAGAAGAAGGUUUAAAAAAAACCAUUUGCCUCAAAGCUGUGGUGCUAGAAUUACCUGCUGGUCAUAUUAAGUGUUCCUCCAUCCUUGAUAAGCCUUAAAGCUAUUCUGAGCGAUGUUCUUCAAUCUCAUAAAGCCUUUAACAAAACUUGGUCUGUACGAGGGUGUAGGGAUGAGUUCUGCAGCAGUAAAGAUGGAAGAAAGGGAAAAGCGGUAAUCUUUCACUAUUUCUUCUGGUUAUGACUCUUAGGUAUACAAGGAGGAGAGAGAGAGAGAGAGAGACAGACCCUUUUCUGCUUUCUCCCACUGAUUCAUGUUUGUUAAUAGUUUGCUUUCAAAGUGGAGAAGUAACAGCAUUGGAAUUCAAGAUAAAUGAUAAUAAGAUCAGAGAUUCUGCAAUAUUGGAACAAACUGCUGUUUAAAAUUACUGUUGAUUGAAUGGUGAAAGAAUAGUUAUAUGACUUCUAUGCAAAGCGAUUAGUAUAAACAUGAAGCAGAAUACCUUUAAGUAAGUAAGUUGCUCCUUCAUAUGGCUUUGACACUGCAGAACAUGUUCCAGCUAAAAUCCAGGUGCCUGAGAGCUAGGGUUUAUUUUUGAGAGGGCUCGGAAGGACAUUUGCUAGACACCUGAACCUUUUGUAAUACUUACUUUAGCUCAGUUAAUGCCUGGAAUGUUGAAAGUUUCACCGUAUACGUAGGCAGAUUAGUGAUAUUCCACAUACUGAAGCACAGCAGAAAUAAAUAAGGAAUUACAACUCUGACUGAUUCUCUAUCACUGGGAAUCGUGAAGAAAGCCUACAUUUCAGAGCUGUAUGAAGCAUAAUCAUGGCAUGCAACCUAGCACCACAAGGUUUAAUGGAUUUUUUUUCAUACAGGACUGCUAUUAUCGGGAUGAUGUCAAGGAAACCGGGGCAGUAGGAAAUGAAUAUGAAAGCUGUAGUAGUGCUAGUUGUUUGGGGGCAGGAGGAAAACAUUGUCAAGUAUCUCAUCAAUGCAAUGAGAAUAACUUAACAGUUUUGUCUAUUAACUUUUUAAAAGUUUUGAAUAAAAUGACUGGUCUUUC